AUGUUUAUUAUCUACCAAUCAAAAUGCUUCAUUUUGGGAACCCCGUUAUUGACAUCCGGGCAUUUACAAGGCGGUCGGUUCGUCUCGAAGAUCAACAAAACAGACAUGGCAAGUUACGGGGGCAAAAAGAAUGCACUGGCAGGGAGGGGCAUGAAGAAAGGUGGCCCAAAACCAGAACUUACAGAAGAGCAGAAACAGGAAAUCCGGGAGGCAUUUGAUUUGUUUGAUACAGAUGGUUCAGGAACUAUUGAUGCAAAAGAACUCAAAGUGGCGAUGAGAGCAUUAGGUUUUGAGCCAAAGAAAGAGGAAAUCAAAAAGAUGAUUUCAGAUAUAGACAGAGAAGGCACAGGUACCAUUGACUUCAACGAGUUUCUGAUGUUGAUGACGCAGAAGAUGAGUGAAAAAGAUGUAAAAGAAGAAAUUCUUAAGGCAUUCAGACUGUUUGAUGAUGACGAUACUGGUAAAAUCUCAUUCAAAAAUCUCAAGCGUGUCGCCAAAGAACUAGGAGAGAGUUUAACAGAUGAGGAGCUACAAGAAAUGAUUGAUGAGGCAGAUCGUGAUGGCGAUGGUGAAAUUAAUGAAACAGAAUUCUUGAAAAUCAUGAAGAAAACAAGUUUGUACUAGUAAUUUAAAAAACUUUAUAUUUAUAAAGACAUUCCAUUGUAUUCAUCUGCAGAAAGUGCGAGAAACUGGGACCAAGAGGGAGAGAAACCAAACAAAAACAUUCAGAAUAUGUGGCCAAACUUACAUGUCUGUUUUGAGACUGUUAUGUGUAGCUGUUUGUUACAUUUCGUUUCUUGGUUCAGAGUGUCAAGUGUCACGUCAUUUCUCCAGGAGGUUGACUAGCUGCCAGUGUCUAUUAUAAAACUUCUCAUUGAAGAAAUGAUACUUCUGUAAGUGUUGUGGACAAGGGGAGGCUACUCAGAAUUAUUUACAAUUUUUGGCCAAUUUUCCAAACUAGUGUCAGAAAGUCUUUUCUGGCAAAAUAUGAUGUUAGAAAUUAAUGAAAUUAAGAAAUUAAAGAUUUCUGAAAAAAUUUAAGAAAACAAUUUUCUGAAAAAGGAUUAACUGCUCCAUUCUCUCUUGUUUGUCAAGAGUUCAAAAUAAAUAAUUCAAAAAAUAUAUUACACACUUCAUUCCAUGUGGAAAGAAAUAUAAUUAAAAAAAAAUGGGUUGUUCAUCAAUGCUGUUCGAAGUCUCACCAUCUGAUCUGUUUAUUGUUUAUAAACAACAAUUCAACCAUUUAUUUUGUAAAUAAAUAUGAAUAUAUAUUAAA
Molecule: messenger RNA, 1276 nt
Organism: Ylistrum balloti
Lineage: Eukaryota; Metazoa; Mollusca; Bivalvia; Pectinida; Pectinidae
Exons: 5
Coding region: 1-624 (207 amino acids)
Biological process (GO): mitotic cell cycle; centriole replication
Cellular component (GO): centrosome; centriole
Molecular function (GO): calcium ion binding
Source: RefSeq, a predicted model, not a curated record